GCGCUCUCUUCCCUCUUUCACUCUCUCCUUACUCUCUUCUUUCUUCUUCUCCUCUGUUAUGGGUUCUCCUCCUCUCACUCUCAUGGCGGCUUCUUCUUCCAAGUGCUCCGAUGGGACCACUUCUUCUGGUUUGAGUUCUUCUUCUUCUUCCUCUUCUUCUUCUUCCUCUUCUUCUUCUUCCUUUAUGCCCUCUUCUAUGGCUAAGGCGGCGGAUCAGAUGGUUAAGGUUGAGAUUGAGGCGGCGGAGGCUCUUGCUGGUUUGGCGGUUUUGGCGGUUCGAGAAACUGGAACUCAACCUUCCCAAACUAAAUGGGGGAUUAAAGGGAAAGGGAAACGAGCUAGGAAGGAGUUUAAGACCGAAUCGCCCAUUUCUGGCUUUGCCGACUCUUUGCCUGCUCGUGCGGAUCUGGACCUUCGGAUUGAGCAGCAGGAUAGAGGGGUGGUAAAACAUCAACCAUCAGAGAAAGAGUGUACUAAUCAGUCCCAGCAUGAGCCGGAAACAACCGGAGAGGUGACAAAGAUGGACAAGGAGGCUGAAUCAUCUAAAGUGAGUCCUGCAAGCACUACGAGCUACCAAUUGUUUGGCUGCAGAAGGUCAAGGCGUAAUCUAACUGAGGCUGAAAAGGAAGAAAGGAGAAUACGAAGGAUUUUAGCGAACAGAGAGUCAGCCCGGCAGACAAUUCGGCGUAGGCAGGCUCUAUGCGAGGAAUUAACCAGAAAGGCUGCUGAUCUAGCAUGGGAAAAUGAAAAUUUAAAGAGGGAAAAGGAGUUGGCCCUGAAAGAGUACCAAUCUCUGGAGACUACUAACAAGGAAUUAAAGGAACAGUUGGCUGAAGCAGUAAAGCCGAAGGUGGAGGAGAUCCCAGGAAACCAUAUAUCAUCUCAUGUUCAGAUGCCUCCUUUACCCUCCAACUGCCCUCUUUUCUUGUUUAGUCGCUUUCCAUAUUUCUGGCCAUCUGUGGUUCAAUCUACAAGUUCCUAUCAUGAACUACCCAAUGUCGUCGUUGUUCCGUCAAGUAUUAAUCUGCCUGCUAACAAUAAUGCUUCUGUGUCUGGCUCUUCCCAGACACAAGAAAACUUUACGAAUGUCACCAGCUCCAGAGCACCAUUUUGCAUAUUACCACCUUGUUCUUGGUUGUUACCUCAUCAUGAUUUUAGGAACCAACAGAGUCCUCAAAUCUUGUUUCCCGCUGGAAAUGAUCAAGAGGAUAUUUAUUCGAAAUCCCAAAAUAGUGCUAUUACUUCAAAGGUUGUCCAUGCAGAAAGCAGACAUUCUUCUUUGCCUUCAGCCGAAGAAGAAAACGAUGCUCCUGACUUGAAUGAAGCUCCCAGUUUAGAUGAAUCUUCAAAUCCAAAGGAUGAUACUCAGAACACAGUUGGAGUAGCUGUGGAGGGAUUCGAUACCAAUGCAAGAGCUCCAGUUAGAAAAGUGCUUUCUCCUGUAAGACUUGAAUGUAUUGAACCCAGUUCCGCUGCCAAACUAGAUAACUGGAAUGAAGAUGAUCAUGGUGUGUCAUCAAGAACGUGUGAUGACUUGUGUUAUUUUGCAGAAAGAAGGCAUGAACCGGAGAUAGUCCCUUGUAAGAAAUCCAUAGAUGCAAUGGCCGCAACUGAGGCCAGGAGGAGGAGAAAAAAACUGACAAAGGUAAAGAACCUUUACGCCCGUCAAUGCCGUAUGCAAUCCUGAUCCACAUGGCCAGUUAGUUUGGCAACAGUGUUUGUUGUCGACACAGCAAUCUUAUGUGUUAAAGUUCUGUGUUGCAUUGGCUUUUGUUGCCAGAGGCAGGCCACAGAGCUAUGAGACGUAGCCAGAGUUCUGACUUAACUUCAGCUUUCUUGUCAUGGCGUACGUUGUGCAUUCCAGAGCUCAGAGCACAUAAAGAUCUUGGUGCUGGAGAUAGGUAGUGACGGGAAAUAAGAUUUAGGCACAAUUUGCUAACAAAUUAAAUGAGAGAGGUACUAGGACUAAAAUGCCGAUUAGUUCAAAGAGCUUUGAAUUUGAUUUGGUAGGGCAGCAAAGAGGAGGAGGUGAGUGUAAGAAUUUUGUAUUUAAAUCUUUCUAUGGUUACUUCGAAGACCCUUGUUAUUGGGUUGGCUUACACUUCUUCAAUGAAGUGAAGCAUAAGAAUGGAGUGCAUGGAGAUCUGUUAGUUACUUUAUCAAGAAGCAAGGAAUUAACAGUUAGAAAAAAUGUAUUUCACUCCUUUUCAUCAAGAUGCAAACAAAAUAGUCUACACUCACUUUUCUUAAACUUAACCAGAAUUAUAGAAUUUCUUCCAA
Molecule: messenger RNA, 2280 nt
Organism: Cucumis melo (muskmelon)
Lineage: Eukaryota; Viridiplantae; Streptophyta; Magnoliopsida; Cucurbitales; Cucurbitaceae
Exons: 6
Coding region: 59-1687 (542 amino acids)
Biological process (GO): regulation of DNA-templated transcription
Cellular component (GO): nucleus
Molecular function (GO): sequence-specific DNA binding; DNA-binding transcription factor activity
Source: RefSeq, a predicted model, not a curated record